AUGACGGUCUACGAAAUACUGGUGACGCGGGGCAAGAGAAAGCGGAUGAUGGCGAGCAAGGAGGACCCCUUCGAGCGGAUCGAGCGCCAGCUCCGCGCGGCGAAGCGGUUCCGCGUCGAGGAGUACAUCCGCUCGCUCGCCACCGACAGCCGAGUUGACGAGGACGAGCAGCGCAAGCGCUACGCCUUCUUCUUCGGCGGCGAUCGCUCUUCGGGCUCCUCUGCUCUCGGCGCCGCGCUGGCCACACCGCCUGCAGGGCCGCCCGCUCCGCCACGAACCACGUCCCUCACGGCCGGGCCGAGCGUUGACCAGGACUGUCGGUCAGGCCGGAGCUACGGUGAUCGCCAGCACUCCCUCGGCCUUGUUCGCCUUGCCCGCGACGCACCCGGCGACGAUGCGCCCUAUGCCGUCAUCAGGCGCGACCGGCGGGCCUGUUGUGGGAUCGAUUGGGCUGCCGUCGACUUCGAGCUGCAGCUACGCGCUGCGUUCGCUCUAUCCGCCCUCGCGACCCAACAUCCUCGCCACGGCCUCGCCCUCGCUCGCGAGAGGAUCGUCAUCGUCGUCGUCGUCGUCGUCGUCGUCUUCAUUGUCGUCCUUAUCGCCGGAGGCAUCGCCAGUGGCCCUGGCCUCACUCUCCUCCCCGGUGUCGUCGCCUGUGGUGCACUCGCCACGUGGCCCGCCCGUAGCGCAAUCGUCGGCUCCCUCGGCUUCUUCAGCUGCAGCGCGGCAGCCGACAUCCACGAGCUCCUCCCCAUCGGCCUGCUGCUGCUCUCCGCCGCCGGGUGCCAGAGCUGCAUCGCCAUCGGUGUCUCCAACAACACCGACGAAGCGGACAGCGGGCAGCAGCAGCACAGCAGCUCGACGCCCCGUGUUGUCCCCCAGCAGCCUGCGACCGGCCUCCGGGAUGUGCGACUAGUGCAGCUGCGCUCGAGAAGUGUAAAUAAUGUAAAAUAA
Acanthamoeba castellanii str. Neff is the source of this 954-nucleotide messenger RNA. RefSeq lists its product as uncharacterized. NCBI's taxonomy places the organism in Eukaryota, Discosea, Longamoebia, Acanthamoebidae. The coding region runs from base 1 to 954 and encodes 317 amino acids. The record is from RefSeq and is a predicted model, not a curated record. The transcript is spliced from 2 exons.